ACCGUCACAGCUGCAUCCGGUUGCGCUCUUUGCACAGAAGACGUUUGCAGCUUUUCUUCUGUGGCUUUCUGUACCGCUAACCUACCUCAGAGCGAGCCGAGGACUCGUCGUGUUAUCGGGUGGAUUGACGUCUCGUUUAACAACAUGGUGCCAUUAAAGAGAAGGAAAGUCGUCUCUUCCGGUGCUGGGAGCGAUGACGUCACGUCACCCACCAGGUUCCCUCAGGUGGUUUUGUUUCUGCUGGAGAGGAAGAUGGGAGCCAGUCGAAGAGCUUUCCUCUCUCAGCUCGGAGGAAAGAACGGAUUCCAGGUGGAGGAGCAGUGCAGUGAGAGAGUCACACACGUGAUCUGUGAGAAUAACUCCGGUGAGGAGGUCAGAAGGUGGCUGGAGUCUCAGGUCGGAGGUCGAGGCCGAUCACCUGCUCACCUGCUGGACGUCAGCUGGUUCACAGAGAGCAUGCGGGCGGGACGUCCCGUUGAAAUACUGGACAGACACAAACUACAGGAGCAGCAGAUUAAUGAAGUGGAGGUUGAGGCCUUUUCAACACCGAGCUACGCCUGUCAGAGACGGACCACUCUGGACAACCACAACGCCGUCCUCACCGACGCGUUGUCGCUGUUGGCUGAAAACGCUGAGCUCAGCGACGAGGACGGACGAGGCGUCGCAUUUCGACGAGCCGCCGCCGUGUUGAAGUUUCUCCCCGAACCCGUGACGGGUUUGACGCAGCUCAGAGGUCUCCCGUGUCUCGGAGGACAUUCGCUCAGAGUCAUCAAAGACGUUUUGGAGAACGGAGCGUCGAGUGAAGUCGAAGCUACGAAGCAGUCCGAGCGGUUUAAAGCGCUGAAGGUUUUAACAGGUAUUUUUGGAGUUGGAGUGAAAACAGCCGAGCGGUGGAUCAGAGAGGGGAUCGUCAGCCUCCAGCAGCUGCAGCAUUCAGAGCAAACGCUCAAUCGAGCUCAACAAGCAGGUCUGCGGCACUACGAAGACCUCAACCAGCCCGUCACGAGGGCCGAGGCCGACGCCGUCGCCGCCGUCGUGGAGGAAGCCGUCGCGUCCGUGCUGCCGGGGGCUCGGAUGAGUCUGAUUGGAGGAUUCAGGAGAGGGAAGCUGACGGGCCAUGACGUUGACUUCCUGAUGACGCACCCGGAGGAGGGCAGAGAGGUGGGGCUGAUGCCUAAAGUCGUCUCCUGGUUGGACUCUCAGGGUUUCCUCUUGUACCAGAAAACCACCAGAAACUCUUACCUGGAGGCUAAGGAUGGUGCUGCCCGGCCCUCCUCCAACAUGGACCGCUUCGAGAGGUGUUUCUCCGUCUUCAAACUGCCCGAGGAGGUGAGACGAGGAGCCGAGGAGGCGAGGCGAGGAGCCGAGGAGGCGAGACGAGGAGCCGAGGAGACGGAGCUGUGCAGCAGUCCUGCAGCCGCGUCGCAGGUCAAAGGUGAAGGACCGAAGCCGUGGAGAGCUGUGAGAGUGGACCUGGUGGUUUCUCCCAUCAGCCAGUUUGCUUUCGCUCUGCUGGGCUGGACCGGGUCCAAGCUGUUCGAGAGAGAGCUGCGACGCUGGGCGGAUCACGAGAAGGCCAUGUCUCUGAGCAGCCACGCUCUGUACGAUAACAAUCAGAGCAGAUACCUGAGAGCUUCGUCAGAGGAGGAGAUAUUCGCUCAUCUUGGUCUGGAGUACGUUCCUCCGUCAGAGAGAAACGCCUGAACACACCUGAUGAGGACCGAGCAGGUACAGGAAGCGUAACGUAACAACACGUACGUGUCCGCUCAUCAUCCCGGAUGAAUAUUUACUCACAAAUCAACAAGUUUAAAAGUUUAUUCGACAACCAAAACAAAUCGCAUGUUUUAAACUAUCAGACUCAUUUUAAACUCUUUAAUGAAGUAAUUAUAUUAUCUAAGUAUAUAAGUAAAAGGAACACGUAAUCCAUUAGUUUGUGGAUGUUUUGAAGCCUCGAGUUCGGCGAUUUGGCCGUCGCCAUCUUGGAU
Anarrhichthys ocellatus (wolf-eel) is the source of this 1985-nucleotide messenger RNA. RefSeq names its product polymerase (DNA directed), mu (gene polm). NCBI's taxonomy places the organism in Eukaryota, Metazoa, Chordata, Actinopteri, Perciformes, Anarhichadidae. Gene Ontology annotation, cellular component: nucleus. The transcript is spliced from 11 exons. Gene Ontology annotation, molecular function: DNA binding; DNA-directed DNA polymerase activity. The coding region runs from base 145 to 1704 and encodes 519 amino acids. The record is from RefSeq and is a predicted model, not a curated record. Gene Ontology annotation, biological process: double-strand break repair via nonhomologous end joining.